Messenger RNA from Chlamydomonas reinhardtii, 3361 nucleotides. RefSeq lists its product as uncharacterized. The record is from RefSeq and is a predicted model, not a curated record. NCBI's taxonomy places the organism in Eukaryota, Viridiplantae, Chlorophyta, Chlorophyceae, Chlamydomonadales, Chlamydomonadaceae. Gene Ontology annotation, molecular function: 3',5'-cyclic-nucleotide phosphodiesterase activity. Bases 103 to 2091 code for a protein of 662 amino acids. Gene Ontology annotation, biological process: signal transduction. The transcript has 16 exons.
GAGCUUGAUUUGCUACAACUUCGGCACAAGAGAAUGCGAGAAUAACACAUAAUCUGCAACUAGUUGUCCGACAAUAGAGUCUGUGUCCUGGCAAGCUGCAAAAUGUCAGCGGCCCGUUCAGCAAGGCUGAUGGCGCGUAUUGUGCGGCUGCUGGUUGAGCUCAAGGGCGGAGCCCGAGUGGCGGGGCGCAACAUCGCGCAGCAGACUAAUGGCGCGGCUGGUGGUGCGGUGGGCCGGGGGCUGACCAAGGGCGCCACAGCCAACACGGGCAUGAUGAAGGACCUGGCCAACGGCGGCCGUAACUUCUGGAGCCACAUGCCCAAGUCGCCGCAGCUGCCGGGCGCACUCAGCGACGCCGCGCACCUGAAUGAGGACUUCCAUGGGGGAGACCACGAUGACAGCGAGGGCGAUGGCAGCUUGUUCGGCGGACAUCUGUUAGAGGAGCUCGCGGCAAUGGAAAGCCACCUGCUGGACUGGGCUUCGCUGCGCACAGACACGCCGGCGGACGUGCUGCUGUCCAUCCUGUCCGACAUGCUGGACGGCCGGGAGCCCGACCUGCGCGAGGUGGCGCUGGCGCGCAGUGUGCUGCUGCGGCACCUGGACCUGUACGAGCCGCUCAACACCGGCGGCCACAUCCGGGCAGCCACAGACCUGGACGCGGAGGUGAUGGACGCGCUGAUGCACCAGAUCGGCGGCGCAAACAGCAGCUCAGCGGACGCGGCCGGCUCCCGGACCAGGACCACCUCGUUGGCGAUGGACGAUGAGGGCGGCAGCGCCGCACUCCCUGGCGUUGACGAGCCACCCGUGACGGCAGAGGCUUUGCGCUCUGCGCUUGCGCUGCUGCUGUCAAGGUCGGGGCGAACGAGCGACACGGACGCGGACGCGGGGCCCAGCGGCCAGAGCUGCAGCGGCAGUGACUCAGACGGCGCGGCGCGAACGCGUAGCGACGUGCCCGCGCCUAUCCUUGAUAAUGUGGAGCGGGCUCUGGCGCUGGCCGAUGAGUGGAAGUACGACACGUGGCACCUGGCGGAGGUGACCAAGGGUCACGCGCUGUCGUGCCUGGGGUUCUACCUGCUGCACCGCGAAGGACUCAUCAGCCAGUUCCGCAUCAAGCCCACCAAGUUGGCAAGGCUGCUCCGCAGCAUUGAGGCGGGGUACGCGGACAACCCCUACCACAACUCCACACACGCCGCGGACGUGCUGCAGACGUUCCACGUGUUGAUGCGCGGCGCCGGGCUGACCACACACUACCUGGACCGAGUGGGGCUACUGGCUGCGUACUUUGCGGCGAUGGUGCACGACCACGGCCAUCCCGGCCUGACCGCGGACUUCCUCAUCGCCACGUCUGACCCGCUGGCAGUGCGCUACAACGACCGCUCGCCGCUGGAGAACCACCACGGCGCGUCCUUCUUCAGCAUGCUGAUGCAGUCCGACAUGAACGUCCUGGCGCAGCUCACGCAGCACGAGAAGAACGCCUUCAGGAAGCAGGUGCUAGACCUGGUGAUGGCGACAGACAUGAAGCAGCACUUCACGCUACUGUCGCACUUCAACACCGCACACCACCUGCCAGCCUACAACAAGGAAGCCGGGCCCUGGGCGCUUGCAGCGGAGCCCGCCCGAACGACCAACCAGUCUGGUACAGAUCAGGCCAGUGGGGGCGCGGCUCGUGGGGCGGAAGACGACAUCGACGGGGCGGAGGCAGCCGUGUCGUUCUCGCUGCUGGGCACCUUCGACCCCACGCCCCUGGACGACGCGGAGCGGACACUCACGCUGCAGGUCGCACUGAAAGCGGCGGACCUCGGGCAUCUUGGAGAGGAGCUGGAGGUGCACAAGCGCUGGGUGCGCGCUCUGGAGGAGGAGUUCUUCCGUCAGGGUGACAAGGAGCUUGCGCGGGGCUUGCCCAUCAGCCCACUAUUCGACCGCGCAAAGCAGGGCGUUUCCAAAAGCCAAGUGGGCUUCUACGACUUCAUCGCCCUGCCGCUGGUGCACGCACUGGCAUCAGCAUUCCCAGGCGCGCGGCCGCUGCUCGCGUGCUACGUCGCAAACUACGACCACUGGCGGGAAGCGGAGAAGGCAGCAGCGCCAGCGUAGCUGGAGCCCCUAUGCACAUGGAUUUGCUUACAGUUCAACUGGCAAUGCUGCUGCUACCGCACCACACUCUGCGUGAAGAUACCGGUAGCGUGCACGCUGCGUGCUUGUGUGUAUUGUUGCCCUUCGAACUGCUGUUCAGCUCUUUAUGACCUGGUGGCUGCGUUGCAUGUUUGUGUCACCUUAGUGGGUUGCAAGCUGCAUAGGAUAGCUGCAACAGUGGCACUUCAUGUACGGUAUUAGGAGGAGUAGUGGAUGGCGCUGCGCGUGUGGCCUCAAUGUGCAUCGUGACUGUGCGACCAUAGUAGGCCUAUGCGUAAGGCACGACUGACUGUCUGCAUUAUGGGCCAACCUACCAGGGCGUCACCAAUUGGUUGGCGUUGUGUCCGUGUGUGUGAAAUGUCGGUGUGCGCCCCUGGUGGGUCUGCUCUGUUUGUCACAUGUAUUUAGUAAGGCCGAUUGACCGCAUAUAGGUGGCGGGUCAAAUCAGCUGGAGCAUAAAGCGACUUCACGAGUCCGUCACUGGCCUUGGCGGCUGCAGCGGCGGCGCAGGGCCUGGCAGCUGCGGCGGCGGGCGCAGGGCCCGGCGGAGGCGCAGGGCCUGGCCACAGCGGCUGCGGCGCAGGACCUGGUGGCAACGGCGGCGCCGGUGCAGGACCUGAAGGCUGCAGCGGCCCUGGGCCCAACAGUGGCGGCAUGCAUGUGCGUAGCGGAGGGGGCUGGCAAGGCCACAUGGAGGAGGAGAGCGCGGCGCCACCUGAGAAGCGGCGCCGGCGUGCAGGUAGAGACCUGCCGGUGUCUGGUUUGCGGUCUUUGCUGGCGAGCAUGGCGCGGCACGGUGGGUGGUAGGCCUUAUUGCUGUUUGGUUCGUUGUCUGCUGUGUUUAUGCUUGGCAGCGGGACGCGGCUGGCAGGGGGCGCUGGCUAUGUCCGGGCGAUGAGGUUGUUCGGCCUCAGACUGUGGAGGGGCUCAGCCCCUUUUCCCGUGACCGGGGAACACUUGUCCCCUUGAGAGGAUGAUCGCAGCAUCUGCUUGUCUGCUCCGUGCGCCUGCGUGCGCUGAGAUCGUAGGAUCAGACUUCAAGUCGAACGUACAUACUGGAUGAUCUUGAUGGAAUGAACAAUCUGGGACCCAGGCAAUGUCCGAUGAGCAGGCGCAACACACGGGUGCAACAUCCCUAGGGAUCGUAUCCGGCCCCAAGGGGAACCGCCUUCCUUGGGCUUUGCCGCUUAGGGCGUUACCGGUACUUAGCGUGUUGUAAUGGUCAGAAGGG